Molecule: messenger RNA, 2746 nt
Organism: Pollicipes pollicipes
Lineage: Eukaryota; Metazoa; Arthropoda; Thecostraca; Pollicipedomorpha; Pollicipedidae
Gene: Cog2
Product: conserved oligomeric Golgi complex subunit 2
Exons: 16
Coding region: 257-2746 (829 amino acids)
Biological process (GO): protein transport; intra-Golgi vesicle-mediated transport; Golgi organization
Cellular component (GO): membrane; COG complex
Source: RefSeq, a predicted model, not a curated record
UAUUGUUAGCAGGCGCCGCUCCUAGCAUACCAAAUUCCUAAUAUUUCCUGUUGGUUUUCCGUUUAGUCUCGGUGUUGGUGGCAGAGUAUUUCUUCGGAAUUGGAUCAGUUGUAAAUGUGUUGGUAUAUUGAGCUGGAGAAAUGACAGGGAUACAGCGAAACUCAGCGUCAAAAAACUUAGUUGCUUAUGUCAUAAGUAAUGUUCGGAUUUUGUUUGUCAACCUAGAGUCAGUGUUCACGUCCCACAGCCACGCAAGAUGAAGGACAUUAUUGGCUUCGAUUCCUCGCAGCUUUGCUUUAAUAAGGAGGAGUUUUUCAAGGAUGAGUUUAGCGUGGAUGGCUUUGUGCUGCGGUACAGGCAGCAGACUGGCCUGGAGAGCCUUCGAACCGAUCUGGGCGUCUAUCUCAAGGUGCUGCGCUCAUCCAUGAUUGAUCUGAUCAACCGGGACUAUGCCGAUUUUGUCAACCUCUCGUCCAAUCUGGUCGGACUGGAUGCCAGCAUCAGCAAACUGGAGAUGCCCCUCGGGCAGCUCCGGGAGGAGGUUCUGAGCGUGCGCCGCUCGUUUGAUGACCUGCUGGAGCAGACGGGCUGGCGGCUGACAAGGUUGCACCAGGUGCGCGCGCAGAAACAGUACCUGCGCCUGCUGGGCUCGUUGCCCGGCUACUUGGAGCGGCUGGAGGUGCUGCUCAGCAGCUCUGGUGACGACGCGGUCGGCGAACAGGACGGCGACGUGGUGGAGCGCGCCGCCUCCGAGUACAACCAGCUGACGUACGCGCUCUCGCACUGCGGCGGCGCCGCGCUGGUGGCGCGCCUGGAGCCGCGUGUGCGCGAGCUGGCCGGCCGGCUGUCGGCGCGGCUGCAGCACGGCCUGCUGGCGGCUCUCGACCAGGCUGACGCCGACCGACUGGCGCACGUGCUGCGCAUCUUCGCCACCCUGGACCAGGUGACAGAGGCGGAGUCUCUGUUCCGGGAGCGGGUGGUGGAGCCGUACAUGGCCGAGGUGAUCUCGCCGGCCGCGCUGCGGGACGAGCCGCGGGGCCUCCGCGGCCUUCUCCAGAACGUGCUGCGCUUCGUCCCCGAGCACGCGCAGCUGCUGGUGGCCGUCACGCGCCGAGAGCACGGCGCCCACACCGGGCCGCGCUACGACUUCCUGGUGAACGCCGUUUGGCCGUGUAUCAUCCAGCGACUGGACGACGAGCUGCCGGUCAUCUACGCGCCCGGCAACCCCAACACGCUGUUCGAGCGCUACACGGCCAGCAUGGAUUUUGUUGAGGAGUUCGAGGCGGCCUGCGGCACGGCAGCCAGCGUUGAGAGACUCCGUAACCACGAGGCCUACGACAGGUUCAUGAAGCGCUGGAAUCUGCCUGUCUACUACCAGAUCAGACUGCAGGAGAUCGGCGGCGCGCUGGAGUCGGCGUUGGCCGGGCCGGACUCGGCCGCCGCCAUGUGGGCCGCCCUGCGGCGCUGCUGGGGCCGCGACGUCUUCCUGCGGCCGCUCACGCACCGUUUCUGGCAGCUGUCGCUCCAGAUCGUGUCGCGCUACAGCACCUGGCUGGGCGGCCGGCUCGAGCACGGGGAGAAGGAGAAGGCCGGCUUGAGCCUGGAGGACUGCGUGCGUUAUUUGUCGGACAUUGCUGACCUCUCCCAGAAGCUGGAAACGUUCAUCGACGCGGUUGUCCUGCCGAUGGUGCCUAAGAUUCCCGACGAAGCCGUCCAGUCCAUGAGAGACAGCCUGGAGACAGGCGCGGUGCGGCUGCGCGCGCUGCCGCCGCGCCUCACCGGCGUCUACACCGAGUCGCUGCUGUCGGACGCCACGGCCGCCAUGCGCGUGGUGAUGGACAUCCCGCGCCUAUACCGACGCACCAACCGCGACCCGCCCACAACCGCCUCCGGCUACGUGGCGGCGAUGGUGGCGCCGCUCGAGCACUUCUCGGGCACGGUGUGUGCGCGGCUGGAGCCGGCGCUGACGGCCCGUUACCUGACCGGCGUGGUGACGCAGCUCUGCACCCUGUACGCGGAGCGGGUCGGCCAGGUGCUCACCUCCGUGCAGCGGAUGGAGGAGUCGCUGCGCAAGUUGAAGAAGGCGCGCGCGACGGCGCCGGCGGCGCCGGCCGGCGCCACCGACGACGACAAGAUCCGGCGUCAGCUGGCGCUGCCGGCCGCUGCGGCGACACCCGACCGCGUGACCCCCAGCCCGCUGCUCAGGUACGACCGCGCUGGUCCGCCUCCUGCCGCCGUCGGCGCCAUGCGGGGUGGUGACGACCCGCUGUUGAACGCCUACAUCAUCGGCUCGGUGCUGCUGGUGCUGGGCAGCGGCCUGGUGUUCUUCGGCGGCGUGCUGCAGCAGCAGGCGGCACAGGCGGAGGCCAACAGCGUCAACGGCACCGAUGCCGUCCACGAGCGGCGCGCCGGGGCGACGCCGUGUGCCGGCCCGCCCGUCACCCCCUCCGCAGCCGCCAUGACGGCCGGUGACCCCCGCUACGGCGUCUACAUCAUCCUCGCGGUGACGCUGGCGUUGACCCUGGGCCUGGUGUUCCUCACCACGGCGAUGCCUUCGGCGGAUUCGCACACCGACAACACCAACGGCACCAGUGGCCACGAGUGCGUCCGUCAUCCGGACGUCAUGGCCAGCAGCGUCGUGCGUCACCACUUCUUCGUCAUCUUCGUGGUGUCGCUGGCGCUGGGUUUCGGUCUAGCGCUGUUCGGCACGGUGCUGACCAAGACGCCGACCAAGCCGGAGGUGUAA